Acanthosepion pharaonis is the source of this 882-nucleotide messenger RNA. The record is from the annotation of a GenBank genome assembly. NCBI's taxonomy places the organism in Eukaryota, Metazoa, Mollusca, Cephalopoda, Sepiida, Sepiidae.
AUGGUCUGUACAUGUCCGUUGAUUAUUGCGUCGCGUCUGAAGCUUGUUCCUUUUUGCCUACAUAGUAAGUAUUCUUUAUCUAUCUCUCUGUCUAUCUGUCUAUCUAUUCAAGUCUGUUCUCAUCUAUCUAUCUAUCUAUCUAUCUAUCUAUCAUCUAUAUCUAUCUAUAAGUUCACAUCUAUCUAUCUAUCUAUGUAUCUAUUAAUCUAUCUAUCUAUCUAUUCUGUAUCUAUCUAUCUAUCUAUCUAUCUAUCUAUCUAUCUAUCUACUCUGUAUCUAUCUAUCUAUCUAUCUAUCUAUCUAUCUAUCUAUCUACGUUUAUUCUUUAUCCAUUUUUUUAUUAUUUAUCUAUCUUUAUACAUCCAUAUAUCUAAAUAUCUAUCUAUCUAUCAUUUUUUAAUUAUAUUUUAUCUAAGUCUGUAUCUAUCUAUCUAUCAUUUCACAUCUAUCUAUCUAUCUAUCUAUCAUCUAUCAUCUAUCGUUUAUUUUUAUCAAUUUAAGUUUAUUUUUAUCCAUCUAUCUAUCUAUAUUUAUCUAUCUAUCUAUUUAUCUAUCUAUCUAUCUCGUUUAUUCUUUAUCAAUUUUUUAUUUUUUAUAUCAUAUAUUAUUAUCCAUGUAUCUUUUAUUUUUAAUUAUAUUCUUUAUUACAUCUAUCUAUAUCUAUCUAUCUAUCUAUCUAUCUAUCUAUCUAUCUUCAUCUGUUUCAUCUAUCUAUAUCUAUCUAUCUAUCUAUCUAUCUAUCUAUCUAUCUAUCUAUCUAUCUAUCUAUCAUACGUUUAUUCUUUAUCUAUUUAUUCUGUUCCCAUCUAUCUAUCUAUCUAUCUAUCUAUCUAUCUAUCUAUCUAUCUAUCUAUCUAUCUAUCUAUCUAUCUGUUGUGGUAA